Psylliodes chrysocephalus is the source of this 2158-nucleotide messenger RNA. NCBI's taxonomy places the organism in Eukaryota, Metazoa, Arthropoda, Insecta, Coleoptera, Chrysomelidae. The record is from the annotation of a GenBank genome assembly.
ACCACUGUCGUUGAUUCCUAAAAUUGACAUUUGUGUACUCGGAAAAUCACAACUCUUGCUGAGCAACAAUUCUAGUAUAUACAUACUUCUGGAAGCACGUUCCAUGUGCGUUGAAUUAUACUUGCAAUGCAGAUUUCCUUUCAUUUCAAUUUAAGCGGUAACAUCAAAAAACUGUUAUCAGUGAAAAUUUGUAUCUCCCGGUUUUCCGAUGGGCCCAUCCGCCCCUGGUUUCUUCAUUAUGGAAAAAGCCAAUUGAUGAUCGUUCUAUUUUUGUAUUCACCGUCUAUCAUCUUGUUUCGAAUUUUAUCAUUGUGCACAGUUAAUCUUUUAAUAUUGCACUCUUUCCUUAUAAUUUUCCAUUCAAUAUUUAUUUACACUUUAUUUCAAUUCCACACAUUAAUUAAUACAUACAUGUCUUAUUUACAACGCAUGCGAAUUUGUUUACUAUUUCUCAGUCGUAAUACGCGCGUUGAUAAAUCACUACUUACACCAUCCAUUAUCUGCUACAAUGUAAUUUUGGUACGUCAAAGUGUUUUAAGAUAUUUAACAUUCAAAAUGCUCUCCAAUGAAAGUUGUGCUGCAAUGAUGCCUCCAGAAACAGCUGAAAUGAAACGACAUGUUUUAAAUAGAAAACGGAGACUAAGAUCUCUAAUAGCUUACUGGAUCCUUGGACUAUGUAAUAAUUAUGGCUAUGUAGUCAUGUUGACAGCAGCCAAUGACAUAAUAGCCGAACAAAUAGGAACAAAUUCUACUAAUCCAGAGAAAAGCAAAGCAAGAGACUGUACAUAUUUAUCGACUGGUGCUAUUUUAUUAGCAGAUGUUCUCCCUGCACUUUGUAUAAAAAUAGUAGCCCCAUUUUUACCUUUCUUUGUCCACAUUAGGGUAGCAAUUUGUGUCGUGAUUGCAGCUACAGGGUUCAUGUGUGUGGCUUACAGUGAAACUCUGGUUAUAUCCUUACUAGGUGUUGUCUUAACAUCAUUGUGUUCAGGAUUAGGCGAAGUUACUUAUAUGCAAUACAGCAGUUACUAUGACAAAAAUGUGGUGUCAACCUGGAGCUCGGGUACAGGCGCAGCUGGUGUAAUAGGAGCCUUAUCCUAUACCUUUUUACAACAGUUAGGAAUGAAGACAACUUUACAAAUUUUAUUAAUUGUUCCUGCUAUGAUGGGACUAUCUUUUUGGAUCCUACUUCCAAGUCCAUCAGAGGAAGAUAUUGCUCACGCUUUGCAAAUUCAAAAGAUUGUUAAUAUGGAAGAAUUAAAAAAUCCUUUAGAAGUGAUAAAAAAGAAAUUGUCACUGAUUCCAGGUCUUAUGAAGUAUAUCCUUCCAUUUUCAAUAGUAUAUGUUUUCGAAUAUUUUAUCAAUCAAGGCACUUUUGAAUUAAUAAAGUUUAAAAAUUCUGACAUUAGUUCGAGUGCUCAGUAUCGAUGGUUCCAAGUUACUUACCAGGUUGGUGUAUUUCUAUCAAGAUCAUCUGUUAACUUAUUUCAUAUUAAACAAACAUGGUGGAUGACGCUCUUUCAGGCUAUAAACGUCGUAAUAUUUACAACAGAAGCAAUUUAUUAUUAUAUUCCUAAUUUCUACAUUGUUGUGGUGCUGGUUUUGUGGGAAGGACUACUAGGAGGAUCAUCCUAUGUAAAUACAUUUUACAGGAUCUCAACUGAAGUUUCUGAAGAGAACAAGCAGUUUUCAAUGGCUAUAACAACAUUUGGCGAUAGUGUUGGUAUUACAAUAGCUGGUUUUCUUGCUAUUUUAGCUCAUAACGGUAUAUGCAACAUUCCUGAACCUUAACAUAGUAUUAAUUUUAUUUUAUGAUAAUUUUAAUAAAAAUAUUUUUGUCUCGAACUUUGUGUUAGUGUCCAAUUAGUGGCCAAGUGUAUUUACCCACACAACUGGUGGUUUCCUACAAAAGUAAUAAAGGAACAGAAUUAAAUUUGAUUUUUUAUAUUAAUAUUAUGUCCUUCUAAGCAUAAAAGUCGUAUCUGCAUUUUUGGUUAAUUUGGAGUUAAUAUCUUCUUCGUAGACGUUCAACUGUGGCGCGCCAUAUUCACAGAACACUUGCCAUAUUUUUAAUGUAUUUUUGCAGUAGAAAUACACGUUAUACAUUCAAAACUAAUUGUCAUUUCGGUUGGGUUCGGCUCCCAAGGCUAGGGUAGUAAGG